AUGACCGGAGUAGCAUCAAGAUGGAAUAAACUGCACAGAAUUCUCAAUCUCCGGGUCGGCCCAGGCGCCGCGGUGCUUCCCAACACCAUCACCAGGAUACACCUCGAGUUCGCGAGCAAGGCUGGCGCGGGACAUGUCGGCCCCAGAAAAUUCUGGCAAGACUGUGUCCGCCGCCUCAAGUACCACAACCCCGCCGUCCCCAUGAUCAUCAACCGCACCACCUCCGCCGACGGCCCGGCCAAGAUGACGCUAUACUUCAAGAAGCCCGACGCCCAGACGCCCGCCGAUGCUCCCGCACGUGUUGUCGAGCUUGACAUCAAGGGCAAGCGCAGCGACGCUAUCCUCGACGUCUUUAUGCGCGAGACCAGUGCCGAGCCCGUCGCCCCGACCCCCGAGGAGGAAGAGGCUUUCGCCCAGUUCGAGAAGCUUGACAAGCUCGCCGACUAUGACCGCACCCGCAUGAAGAAGAUGCUCGACGAGGAGAGGAAGGCCAAGGCAAUGUUGAGGAGGGCAAAGGCUGGCGCUUCUGCCUAA
This is a messenger RNA of Parascedosporium putredinis, 534 nucleotides long. The record is from the annotation of a GenBank genome assembly. Lineage: Eukaryota; Fungi; Ascomycota; Sordariomycetes; Microascales; Microascaceae.